AUGGUUUAUGCACGUUUUCAGCAUGUUGAUCUGCCAUUUAGUGAUCAGGGAAGGUGGUCAGAGCUGAAAAAUCUCUAUGCGAAGCUACAGGGAGUGAAGGAUACAGAAGAUCUUGUUGAAGUUCUACAAAGGAUUUUUGAAGUUUCUGGUAAUGACAUCAAACAACUCCGAGUUCCUAGCGAUCGGUCAGGCGCGAAAGAAACUUCCGAUUCCUUGAAGCUAAGCUGGCAUUUUCAAGGGCUACAGCUGUUUUUUGAUAAGAUUGCAACAGAACAAGAAAGUGGAACAUUUUUCGAGACAAUUCUUCCAUUCAUCGUGAGUUUAGCAUCAAGCAUCGAAGAGUUUGCACCCAGUGAAGGCAUUCUCCUGUGUUCACAACAGCGAGAGUCUGGCAUUGUCCUUGACAGAAGAUUCAUUGCUUGCCUUCUGGCCUCAGCAUUUCUCUGCGCAUUUCCCCCACCAGCAGAUGACAUCCAAGUUAGAUCCAUUAACUUUGUUCAUUUGUUUACAUGUUUUCACAGAGAGGAUAUGCAAGAUGCUCAGGCAGCAAAGCUGCGAUGUCUAAUUCACUAUUUUGAAAGACUUAGCAGUGUCUGGCCAGAUGUUACAGGAAGAGUUUUCUACAGCAGACAGGUUAUACCAAGUAACUCUCUUCCUUCACUUGAUGACUGGAUGUCAUGUGACCUUCCUCUGUGUCCAGUUAUUGUUGAUAACAAGACAUCAAUAGAAAAUUCUGGAGAACAUAUGCUCCAGGUAGACUUUGCAAACCGUUUCAUUGGAGGAGGUGUUUUGGGUGCAGGUCAUGUCCAGGAGGAGAUCAGGUUUUGCAUCAACCCUGAAUUACUGGUGGCUUUGAUGACUAUGGAGGCCAUGCAGGAUAAUGAAGGAAUUGUGAUCAGGGGAGCUGAAAGAUUUUCUUCCUAUUCGGGAUACGGAAGAACCUUUAACUUCACUGGCGACUUUAAGGACGAUUCAGAGCGCGAUGAAGACGGUGAUUUUCAGACCACAGUGGUAGCAAUUGACGCAAAACGGUUCAAGGAUAUGCCAAGAGAGACUCAGUUUGAAGAACCUGCGUUGAUAAGAGAACUAAACAAGGCUUUGGUAGGAUUUUACAACCCUGAAGUCGGUACCCAGAUCCUCCGCACUCAAUCAGAUGAAGAAAGUGACGCGUCUUUAGCUGAAAGCGAAGAUUUUGUUUCAUCGGAAGAGCUCGUGGUUUCUUCGGAAGAUCUCUUGGCAUCAUCGGAGGAAACUGAAACUCUUAAAAAAAAUCCCUUUCCAGAAGACGUCAAAGUUAUGGAAAUUCAGGAAUUUAGCUCUAACCUCGUCAAUGUAGCGCUAUCACAAGCUAUGAAUGAAGUGAACAAUGACUAUUUCUUAGAAGACUUUGUUGACGGUGAUAUUGUGACUAAUGUUAUGAAAAAGUCUUUGAGCGAAGUCUUUGGAAGUACUCCCGAAAAGGUACGGAGAUACUCGGAAAACCUCCUGAGCCCAUCGCUGCUCCCGAAGUGCUUGUCGCUUAGCGUAAGCGGUUCAAAUUCUCCAACAGUUCCCGGUACACCUCCGUCCUCUCCAGCAAUGUAUGAUCCGAACAUAUCCGAACAGAAAUCUUUAGAGUCUCAACUAGGAUUGAACACUUCCCUCAGCUUGAAUAGAAGCUCAAGUAAAGAUUCAUCUCUUUCUUCUUCUGUGAAAAGCUUUGCUGACUCACUCUCCAACUCUCUAAUGUCAUGCGUGGAGUUGACGUCAUCCCUCGCAACCGCCAUAGCAACCGUGGCGACUUCACCGGGACAAGUGGUAUCGGAUACCAAAGAAGCUUUCUGCAAAAGCCCCAAGAAAAUAAGGUCCCCGGUAAAGAAUGGAGAUAGUAUUUUGUCAUUUUUGAAUCAGAAAGUUACUCAAUCGGAAAUUUCGCCAAAUAAUACUUACUCUAAUGGUUUUCACUUUACUGCGUUUGUAGAGGACUUAUCGUCAUUAGUGAAAUCGUCAAAGUUAGAAAGGGUUAGGAUCGCAGAUGACUCGGAUAGCUGCCUGAUGUCUUUAUGCGCCAGACAAAACCUCAUGGAGGAAUUCAAUCAAGUUGGGGAUGAAUCCAACGCGAAAGUGUGCGAGCAGUUUGCAACAAAAUUAUCAAGCUUAAUUGUUGAUAUUGCCAUCACUUCUUUAUUUGGAUCACAAUUUGGAAGGAACGAACUUGAGAAAGAUGCAUUGGAGAUUCCCACCGAGCACAUUACAGAUCCUGACUCUACGGAUUCAUCUAAUGGGAAAAUGGAUACUGGUUCUCAGUCCUUAUCGGACGCUGUGCAUAUCAAGGACAGUCAGAAGUUUCUUAACGUCCUUAAUGGUCGCGUAGAUGCUCUGUUGGCAGAUACAAUACACUCUGCUCUGGCUGAGGCGGUAGCAUAUUGUGUUGAGAAAACAGCUUGUGAUUGGUUUUCUUCUCCCGUUGAUGAUGAGCAUGAACCAUUGAAAGACAAAGAUGGACAAGGAGAGACAGAAAAUGGAACUGUUUGUGUCAGUAGAUCAGAUGUAAGUGAUGUGAAUUCGUCGGAAUCUUCUGAAGAGGAGCAGAGCGACUUCCCUGAAGGAGAUAAACUGACUGUAGGAAAUUCCUUGAACGCUCUCGCCUCUGAAAUCCCAGAGGCUGUGUAUGAAAUAGCCGAGAAACUUUCCCAGAAUAUCAGUUACGAUGGAGUGGUGCAAGCAUUAGCAGUGAUGAAAGAAAAAUCCAAGGAACUGACGACAGAAGUUCAAGUGGAAACUCCCCAGGAAGUCACAGAGCUUGAACCUGAGAAAAAGACAGAAGAAUCGCUCUCCUCUUUUGACAAAGAGGGAACAGACAAGCAAACUUUGAAUGGAUUUGUGGAAGAUUUGAGCAGUAUGACGAUACAUGGAGCUGUUAAGAUUGCAGGGGCACUUCUAGAGAAGUCCGACGGUGAACCCCGAUUACGCCCCGUUGCAACCGGAAACUGGGGAUGUGGGGUGUUUAAGGGGGACCCGGAACUAAAGGCUGUUAUUCAGUGGGCUGCCGCGUCAGCAGCUGGGUGUCCUGUGGUAGUUUACCAUACUUUCGGUGACCAGAGAAUGUCACAGUUCCUCAAGGCACUCGUUUGUUUACAUUCACGUGGCUUGAAAGUCUCUGACGUCAUUCAAGGAGUGCUUCGAUUCUACAAAGCUAUCAUGGAAGGAGGGAAGGAAACCGCUGGAAAAUAUUUGUCACUGCUGUCAUUUCUCUGCCAAAUGCGUCGACCAUCUAUCAAGAAAUGAAAACGUAAGGUUUACAUCUACAUAACAAAAGUGGAGGCCAGUCGGCAAACACUAGCUCUUUAAAUAUCUAAGUUCUCCGAACAGUUUGCGUUUCUGAGCGCGAUCAAGAGAGAUGGAAGUCGCCGGAAAGUUAGGAUCCUUAGUUUUACGAUUUAAUGGAGAGGGUGAAGGGAUUUAGAAAAUAUCGCAACAAAGAAGGCUAAAGUUAUUAUAAGAUAUCUUUGUAUAGUAGGGUAAGGUAUAUUCCGGAUUGCGGUUUGGAUCCAUUAAUCAGGAGUAUGGAAUCACAGAAAAUAUUGCGUGCCCUUUCUCGAAUAAUUCUUUGAUUUGGCAGUUAGCUUAAAAUAAUGGGGACCUGCUAAUUAUUGUUCUGUCCUUUGGAGACACUCAUGAAAAAUAAUAACAGUAGGCCAUCGGUUGGAAGGAACAUUUAUCUUUUUAGGUAAUGUAAUUAACCUUCUUUUGCAUUUCACAGUGCAACUGCGCACGCUUCGCACGAAAAGCGUGUGAAACUACACGGUUUCCCCACUCAGCUCCUUGUUUAAAGAAAAACCUUAAUGCACAUAACUUUGAGGAAAAGUUACUGGGUGACCUGGGUUCAAGUCUAGGCUAGUUCAUGGCCUUCGGAUGGGUAUAGAGCUUUUGUUAUUUUCAUUACGUUAUGAGUUAAAUUAUUUCUUCUUCUUGUAAUAUUCAACCAGGAUGUGUGUGGUUUUUUUUAGAGCACACGUCUUUUUCACAAGGUCGGAGUUGUACAUCUAGAGUUUUAAUACAGAAUUAUAUUUUUGUUUAUAAUUAGUAUAUACAACUAAGUGAAGUUUAUACAUUAGAAUCUUAGGGGCUUAUAUUAUUGUUAACGUUUUUUAUUUUUAAGACGUAGAUAGUUUGCUGAAUAAAUUUCCAGUUUUAUUAUACAAAGACAUUCUUUUUAUAAAUAAUUGAAUACAGAGAUUAAACGCAAUCGAAAACCAAGUA
Molecule: messenger RNA, 4242 nt
Organism: Pocillopora damicornis (cauliflower coral)
Lineage: Eukaryota; Metazoa; Cnidaria; Anthozoa; Scleractinia; Pocilloporidae
Biological process (GO): ATP generation from poly-ADP-D-ribose; carbohydrate metabolic process; regulation of DNA repair
Cellular component (GO): cytoplasm; nucleus
Molecular function (GO): poly(ADP-ribose) glycohydrolase activity
Source: RefSeq, a predicted model, not a curated record